CACCUUCAAAACGAAGCUCCAGAAGAUGUUGAGACUUGAGAGGUCAGUGAUGCAGCCGUCAAUUUGUACGCACGUCAACUUGUAAAUACUGCUCAGUACAAUUAAGUACAUAUCAAAAGAAAUUCGUCAACUUGUACACCCGUCAUGGCGUCGGCCAUUUUAGCGAGAUAUGAGUGGAGCGCACACAGUGCAAGAGAGAAGAAGGAAACAAAACUACAAAAGCGAACCUUUCUUCAACUUUUCUUUCCCUAUUCGACUUCUGCAAGAAUUUCUCUCCUUUUUCUAGCGUGUCCACGGGGUUUGGAAGAGCACGGGUCCCUGACAUCUCAUGAUGGCAUAGCCUCUGCACUCACAGCAGGAUUCCUGGUUGAUUUGGGUCUGGAUGCAUCAACCCCUGACACUUACCGACCCCCUCCUGCACCUCUUCCUUAUGAUUUUCUCUUGAGAUGUCCACAAUCACCAGAUUCUCUCUUCGCCGGAGAAACAAUUAUUGGCAGUAGCUUUGGAACUUUGACUACAUGUGAAGAUCUUGAGGAAUCAGACUGCAAAGCUCAAGCCAAUUCUUUCUGUGUCUCACCAAGAAAGUUAGAAGGUCCAAAUUUGAAUGAGACUAAUGUAUCUUCAGUGGAGGAGGAGGAUGUUUGUCCUAUUUGCCUUGAAGAGUAUGAUUCUGAGAAUCCAAAUAUUAUCACGAGAUGUGAGCACCACUUUCACCUCUCCUGCAUUCUUGAAUGGAGGGAAAGAAGUAAUGCCUGCCCUAUAUGUGAUCAGGUAUCUGGUUUGCCUCUCACAAAUAUAUGCAUUGUUUAGUUUCCACUUUCUUAUUAUAAUACAGUACGUUCUUGGCUUUAUGCCAACUUCUGCAUGGAUGGGCCCAAGUGUGAGCCAAUGACACAGCCAUGGGCCCUUUAAAAUAUGAAGAAUUCUUUAAGCACUUCUCCUUUGCAUCAAGUAAAUUGAUGGCCACCUGAAUUAUAUUUUGUCAAUUUUAAAUUUUGUUGGUCUCAAACCAAAAGAACUAGCCAGAUUAUUUAAUGUUUUAAACAGAUCAAGCAAACCUUUAAAAUAGUGACAUAAUUAAUAUUUUUAUUGUCAUCCUAUUAGAAUGAUUAUUACCUCUCUUAUAUUUUUCUUCGAAUUAUAAUUUAUGGUUAACUUUUUUUUUUAUCAACAUGAUCCCCCUUGGCACUCCUGGUAGUUUGUCCUUAGUCCUGCUGCAAGUUCUAAUGUCCUUAUGGAGGUUGUUUCAUCAAAAAUGAAAAAAUUUUAAAGAACUAUGAACUUACCCAGAGUUUUUUUUUUUUUUGGGUGGUGAGAUAACUGAUACUGACGAUGACUGUGACUUUGAACAUCGGUAAUCGGUAAGUGUAUGAACUAGAACUGCUAAUUUUUUAGUAAUUAGACAUGGCUUUUAGUUAUAAUGUAAUGUUUACUUC
Messenger RNA from Juglans microcarpa x Juglans regia, 1436 nucleotides. Its product is annotated as probable E3 ubiquitin-protein ligase RHB1A. Gene Ontology annotation, molecular function: ubiquitin-protein transferase activity. Lineage: Eukaryota; Viridiplantae; Streptophyta; Magnoliopsida; Fagales; Juglandaceae. The record is from RefSeq and is a predicted model, not a curated record. Bases 145 to 810 code for a protein of 221 amino acids. The transcript has 4 exons.